AUGAAAGCUAAGACGUUCAGGAAAAUGAAGAUGAAAAAGGACGCGAGGUGGUUAUUAUGGAAGCUUAUUGACAAUAUACCAAAACCAUACAUAAUCAUAGUAAAACUUCGUGAAAUCGAAUUAAUAAUUGGCUUCCUCUCUCUAUGUAUUGCUAAGGGUUUUGAGUUACUUCUGCGCUGGAGGCAGGCAAUUCUGGUCAGUGUUAGAGCAUCCAAGAAGCUUAUCGAAGAUGACCAAGAUCAUGACAAAGUUCCUUCAUCGUCUUUAUAUGCAGUCAUAUCCAACGACGACCUUUUGAUUGAAAUCUUACUCAGGUUACCCGCUGUCUCGAUUCUUCUUUCUAAAUCCGUAUCUAAACGCUGGCUUUCUCUCAUCACGGGCCCUAUUAUUUCUAUUCUACGGUGCAGCCAAAAGUCAGACGUUGAACCCCCUUGUGGUAUCUUUGUCCAGCAAUGUAUGUCUCGCCUUAUCUAUGAUUAUGUGCCGUUUGAUAUCAGAUAUCUGGUCAACAGACCGAAAACCACUUUCCGUUGUGGGUUUUCCUCUGAUGGUGACGUUGAGAUUUUGCAGUCGUGCAAUGGUUUGUUUCUCUGCCAUAUCUCUAAUCCUGAUAUACAUUACGUGUACAAUCCGUCCACUAAUCAGUAUAAGAAGCUUCCACCACACUGCAAUUAUACAGGACUUAAGAAUUCUAUCAAUAGUAUGAGGUUGGCUUUUGAUCCUAUAAAAUCACCUUACUACAAACUUGUGUUUGCUGCUGGGGUUAAACAUGAUGAUGAUCAUGGUUCUUACGUUCAAAUACAGACUUACUCAUCUAAAACAGGCACUUGGAGUAUUUGUGCCUAUGAUAAAUUUCCCAGAUCUAAGUUUUUAUCUUUUCAGGAAUCAAUAUAUCUGAAUAAUGCCCUUCAUUGGCUAAAUGAUUAUGGAAAUAUACGUUUCAAAUUAGAUGUGGAACAUCUAUUUUUAACAAGCAUACCAACACCUAAAGUAUCAGGUAGCUGUAGCUCCAAGUUAUUCGAGUCUCGUGGUUGUUUGCUUUUUGUGUGUGAAUAUGCCAUCCAACUUAUUCAUACCCGGUAUUUAAAUAUAUACGAGUUAAGCAAACAGUUUUCUGGAUGGUCAUUGAAUUAUAUUGUUGAUCUUGAUAACAUAUUGCCAAUAACCGGCGAGAUAGCUAUAAUGGGAUGUUGCCUUUGUAUUGUAUUGGGAGAAAAAAGAGAGGAUUUGUUCCUCGUGAUGGAGAUAUGUGGAAAAAUUGUGCAAUACAACUUGCUGUUAAAGACUAGUCGGGAACUUUAUGAUCGGGGACCACUUCGCCCUCCUGCAGUUGGAGGUCUUGGCCGCGGCUUUUAUCAGUUACAUGCAUCUUUUGCCAAUGUAUGA
Erigeron canadensis is the source of this 1386-nucleotide messenger RNA. Its product is annotated as F-box protein At5g07610-like. Gene Ontology annotation, molecular function: protein binding. Bases 1 to 1386 code for a protein of 461 amino acids. The record is from RefSeq and is a predicted model, not a curated record. NCBI's taxonomy places the organism in Eukaryota, Viridiplantae, Streptophyta, Magnoliopsida, Asterales, Asteraceae. The transcript is spliced from 2 exons.